Messenger RNA from Syzygium oleosum, 1237 nucleotides. RefSeq names its product BRASSINOSTEROID INSENSITIVE 1-associated receptor kinase 1-like. Gene Ontology annotation, molecular function: ATP binding; protein kinase activity. Bases 109 to 1122 code for a protein of 337 amino acids. The record is from RefSeq and is a predicted model, not a curated record. The transcript has a single exon. Gene Ontology annotation, biological process: protein phosphorylation. Lineage: Eukaryota; Viridiplantae; Streptophyta; Magnoliopsida; Myrtales; Myrtaceae.
CUAUGGUGGUCCGUAAAAGGGAACUCCAGAAUCAAUCAGCAACUACCACGAGAAAUCAUCAGGCUCAUACGACUCAUUUGUGUUGAAGAAGAACUGAAGUUUUCGAACAUGGUGUUCAAUCUACGAAGCUUCAGUUUCACCGAUUCCGAUGAAGAUGAUCGAACACGUCCUAGGAGCUUCUCCCUAAAAGAGCUGCGAGCCGCGACACAGAACUUUAGCCGCGACAACUACUUCGUGGGAGGUGGAUUCGGCAUGGUUUACUGGGGACGCUUAGCGGACAGUUCUCUGGUGGCAGUGAAAAGGGCAAUCACCAUUGGUCAUGAGAGGGAAGAGGCUUUCAAAAGAGAAGUGCAAGUCGCAAGCUCGGUUCCGACACACCCGAACGUGCCACGUCUGUGGGGCUUUUGCAGGACCAAAAAGGAGCUUUUCCUGGUCUAUCCCUUGAUGAUCCAUUAUAGCCGUGCUUAUUGUCGUAGAGAGAGACCAGACUGGUCGCCCCGACCUCUCGAUUGGAUGACUCGCAAGCGUAUAGCCUUGGGAGCGGCAAGAGGUCUUGCGCACCAGCUGCACAAUCAAAGUAAUGUUAGCGUCAUCCAUCGCCGCUUUAGUCUGCCAAGUAUAUGGCUAAAUUUUCUAUCUAAGGCUGAGACGGGAAAUUUGGACACUGAGGACGAGAGGAAUUCAGAUAAGGGAACUAUUGAGUGGCACGCGCUAAAGAGCGAUGUUUUCGCCUUUGGCAAAACUCUUCUCCACCUUAUCUGUGGACAGAAGAGUAAGGAGUUUGGUCUGUUAGAAGACGAAAAUCUCAGUUUGGAAAAAUGGAUUAACCGAAUGAUGAGUGAGAACAAGUUCGAAAGAGUGAUUGAUCCCAAUUUGUGGGGGAACUAUGUGGAAGAAGAAGCAAAGCAACUAGUCCGAUUGGCAUUGUUGUGUACGGAUACUAAUCCAUCGGUCCAACCCCAUCUGUCUCAAGUGGUUAGAAUGCUCGGAAACGAAUUGCUUGUGCAGGAGCAGGAUCCUAGCGGUUGGCACAGUCGGAGUCGAAGCAGUGAUUCCACCACUUACUACUCUUUCCCUUCUUCUCCUUCAUCCGAAAUUGCUCUACGACAGGCACGGGGAUAAUACAUCUUGAUCAACCUUCUUUCAUAUAACAUCAUCUUCUGCUUCCACUGUCUCUGCUAAUCUGUUGUAACAUGUAUUAUGUGUUUCAUGUAAGGAUUGCUAUCUUCCGAGCCAA